AUGGUGGAGUCGCUCCUGCUGGGCUACGUGACGCUCAAGAGGACCUCCGGCGACCUACUCGGUGGCCACUCGGUGGCGCUAUUCCUGGUCCCUUGCCUGGCGCCGGAGACGGCGCUGGCCUGCAUCGGCCGCUGGAACGGGCGCAGGAGCGGCGACGGCGCCGGCGGACCCGGCGAGCGCGGCGCGGCCGCCGGCAGCCUCGUGCCGGAGCGGCCGGACG
This is a messenger RNA of Prorocentrum cordatum, 220 nucleotides long. The record is from the annotation of a GenBank genome assembly. NCBI's taxonomy places the organism in Eukaryota, Dinophyceae, Prorocentrales, Prorocentraceae.